Messenger RNA from Trametes versicolor FP-101664 SS1, 2061 nucleotides. RefSeq lists its product as uncharacterized. Lineage: Eukaryota; Fungi; Basidiomycota; Agaricomycetes; Polyporales; Polyporaceae. Bases 1 to 2061 code for a protein of 686 amino acids. The record is from RefSeq and is a predicted model, not a curated record. Gene Ontology annotation, molecular function: protein binding. The transcript is spliced from 10 exons.
AUGCCUCCCCACAAGAAACAGCGUAUCGACGCCGGAAAAUCGGACGCGGACCUAUUGGCCCUAGUGUCCCGUCCUACGACCAAGGCAGCGAUCGAGGCCGCCAGUGAAGCACUGUCCGUCGCCGAAACUAGAAGAUUGAAGAAAAUCUCUCGCCGAGGUCGCCUCCAAUCUCUCCCGGAUCUCUCACUGGACAUAUGCAACUACUUGGAUCUCAAAGAUUUGCUCAAUCUGGGGCGCACGUCCAAGAACUUUCGCGCCUUCUUGCUUGACAAGGCGAACGAGAGGAAGCUGUGGGUGCCCGCGCUUGCGAACACGCCCGGCAUCCCCGUUCGGCCCCCUUUUAUGAGCAUGCCCGCGUUCGCUCACCUGCUCUACUCUCCGCAUUGUCACAACUGCGGGGAAUCGAAGGUUCGGGACAUCGUAUAUAACUGUUUCACUCGUUUGUGCUGGGAUUGCUUCUGUUCAACGACCACGCGGCCUGACUGGGCUGCAUCCGACGCAGAUAUGAUCGACAGCAGCGGCACGCUCUCCCGUGUCAUUUUCGACAAUGGCAAUCGCGAGCUGUACCGCUUUCGGGACGACUUCGUCGACCGCGUUUUCAAGGAAUUCGCGGCUCUACCGACCCCUGUGACGUUGGAGGCUGUGGCUGCGUUGGCAGAGAAAGCAAGAGCAACGCACAGGGCCGCGCUGCCGUACGCUCAUGAUCUGCACGUCUGGAUGAAAGCUCAAGAAAAGGAGAGAUUGGCAGGCAUAGAAGCUAUCAGGAAACGGCGUUACGAAGCCAUUAUUUCCAGACUGCAAGAGGCGGGCUGGAAGACGGAGAUCGAUCUGAUGGACGCUAGGAAACUGCAUAGGCAAGCAUUGCGCACUAUCCCUUCCUCAUGGCCGAAAGCGAAGAUCGCACUGGACGAGUACAUGAAAGGCGUGCAAGAAAGGCGUCUAGACUGGGAAUACCGGAUCCUGCUCAAGACACGCAUCGACGCCCUCGAGAAGGCUCUGGUCGCGCACUACGUGACCCUGCCACGCACCGCCAGAAUGGACUAUCGACCACAGUACAUUGACCUUGCGCUCACGCCCGAGUGCCGCGCAAUCCUCGACAUGCCCGCGUCGGAAACGGUCAUAGUCGAACAGUUCGCCGUCAUCAUCCCUGCGCUCGCGCAGAAGUGGGAUGCGGACUGCAGGAAGGCGCUCACGGACUACCUCCUUCCGUACCUCGGCGACAUUCCUGUGGACGUGGACCCGCUCGGUCUAGCGAUAUCGUUCUUCAGCUGCGGCCCUUCAAUGCCGUUCAGGAAUUUCUGGAACCUGCGGUAUCCCACGGCUUUCAAGCACCGCUGUUUUCACGGUGACUGUUUCCGACGCCCAAGACGGUACACCAUCAGAAUGUUCUUUGAGGACCACGUAUACACCCGCACGGUGAAGUCCCUGCACUGGACUGAAUAUGAACUUGAACGACAACUCGAGUCGAAGCCUUAUGACGACCUCCAUAUCUACGUCCCGUGGUACCUCAGGACGACAGCGGAUCACGACAGAGCCUGUACGGUGGUGGACAUAAUGCGGCGGAUCGUCUCUGCGUCGGGGCUCGAUCCGGUGCGGGCAACAUUCGAAGACUUAGUGCAGAGCGAUGUAUGGCUGCGAUGCGCAACGUGCGAGACGAAACACCCGUAUAACGAGAUCUUUGCAAGGUCAUGGAAAGGCGCGUAUAUGCAUGAGCGGGAACAUGUCACGACCGGACGCCCAAGCACGAGGAUGGUUCCUGAAUGGAAACAAGCCGACGACGACGAUAUGAUCAAGGUGCGCGCAUUCAAAGAGGCGGAAUCAUGGGAUGCGGAUUUCGGCUUUGAUGGAUGGGCGUGCUCGCUCUGCCCCACCUUCAAUGCGACCGUGGAAGCGAUGACAACUCAUUUGGAAACGAUGCAUGCCAUCCCAGAUAUAUACCAGGCAAGGCGGGAUGGGGUCGUCUAUCACCCGCAGGUCGACAGGUCUUUCGUAUACGCAGAUUCGGUCUCCCUUGGCAAAAGCAUCUCGCCAGAGGCCAUCCAAGACAGUGGCACACAUUGA